AUGGCUACCGCUUCAAAAAGCACAAUGCCCGUGGUGUUGGACGUGAUGACCAUAGGGAAGGCUGGCGUGGAAGGUGUUCGCGUUUCGGAUCUGAAGGAUGUCAACCUUAUGCUCGAUGUCUCUCAAUCCAUCGGACACAACGAAAUCGACGAUGCAAGACUUUACGGCGGCGAAUCAUCUGAGCUCUACCCGAAUGAGGGCAAGGGUAUGAAUAUGGGCGACAACGUCUAUUCCCAUCGCCCGGAGGACGUGCGACGCGGCCUCUUAGCGAGUUUGAAGGCUAUCGAAACGGAGAAGGUCGAAAAGUGGUAUCUCCAUGGUCCGGACCACACUACGUCACUCCAGGAAACUCUGCGCGGGGAGAAUAGUCUCUGCAAAGAAGGCUAUUUCGAAUGUUUUAUAUUAGCAACUACAUGUCCUGGGAAGCAGCCGCUAUCUCCACUGGCAGGUGGGUUCCCCACCUCGAUGUACAAGCGCGAUAUGAAGGAGGACGAUGACGAAAGCGGGUCCCGAGUUGAUCCAAAGCAAUGGCAGUGUCGAAUGAUCAUCCGAGUAAAACGCAAAGAGUUCGACCUGAUAUUAAGCGGCGGCAAUGUAGUCGACUACCGAAGAGGGCAGGAAUGCUCCGGAUCAGGAUUGAUGCGUAGGGAGAUGAAGUUUUGA
Paraphaeosphaeria sporulosa is the source of this 663-nucleotide messenger RNA. RefSeq lists its product as uncharacterized. The record is from RefSeq and is a predicted model, not a curated record. Lineage: Eukaryota; Fungi; Ascomycota; Dothideomycetes; Pleosporales; Didymosphaeriaceae. The transcript has 5 exons. The coding region runs from base 1 to 663 and encodes 220 amino acids.